This is a messenger RNA of Pyricularia grisea, 2110 nucleotides long. RefSeq lists its product as uncharacterized. Gene Ontology annotation, molecular function: RNA nuclease activity; RNA binding; protein binding. The transcript has 3 exons. The record is from RefSeq and is a predicted model, not a curated record. NCBI's taxonomy places the organism in Eukaryota, Fungi, Ascomycota, Sordariomycetes, Magnaporthales, Pyriculariaceae. The coding region runs from base 1 to 1776 and encodes 591 amino acids. Gene Ontology annotation, biological process: RNA processing.
AUGGAUAAUCUAGCUGUUGCGCAUCUGGUCCUGCGCUUAACUCGGCCUCCACCCAACAAUCCUUUUGGACCACCUAAAAUAAGACAUGACGAUUACUUCAUUCGACUUACCGAGGCCGAAACGGGGACGGACGCCGCAUACAAAAUCAUCAAACAUCUGUGCAAAUGGGAUUUUCCAUCCAAAGAGAAACACUUGGAGAAAAGUUUCGUGGAUCGAAAAUACGAAGACGAUAAGGAGAGAAGUCAAGAUGAGGAUGAGAAUGACCAAGAAUACGAAGUUCGGAUGCAAUGGACACGCGACAGGCCCUAUCGACAAGCUGAUUGCCAGGCUCGAUGGCUAAAGUGUGCUGUAAUCAUGGGUCGUGCCCUUGAUUUUCUUGAGCAAGCCCACCGCGAAUACGGGGAUCUUUCUGGCAAAUCCGGUAUACAUAGCUAUCACUAUAGCCCUCGAUAUCUCUAUGAGUACGUAUGGGCGUGUCUUCAUCAGGGGAGCUUCACCUUGGCUCGGAAAGAAAGGUUUGUAUCACAAGAAGAGCACAACUCUGGAGCCUGGUUGGAGAGAUUAGCCGAGACUAUUCAAAGAGUCAUCGAAAAGUGGCAUAAUGGUUUUAACUUGGAUGAAAAUAUGUUAUCAUCGAUCCCCACGGAUCUUAAGUAUGGUUUGGUGUCGCUUCCCAACGAGCUUAAAUUUUCAAUAGCAGACCUUUUGUCUCAGCACGACCUUGCUGCUUUCGCACAAACCAGUUCGCACUUCAGUGAUUUGGCAAUCAGAACGUUGUACCAAAAAGACGCAAAAAGCGACAAUCCUAGGGCACUGAUCUGGGCAGUUGCAACUGGGCAAAAGACGAUUGCGGAAAAAGCUUUGAAGGCUGGCACGGACGUUAGUUUGCGGUUCGCCAUCCGAACGCGCGAUACCAGAUUCGAUCAAAGCAUUGUCGGCUUAUUGCAUCUGGCUAUUGUUUGUAGCCAGGGUGAUGCUCUCAUUACGAUCCCUAAUCAGGAUAAAACUUUUGUCCCAUUCGUCGAUGGGAAUAUUGAAGGCCGGAUGGCAGUGAUCCGGCUACUCUUUGGCGCCGAGGCCGAAGUUAAUUUGACGGAUAAUAUGGGUCGCACCCCACUAUCAUACGCCGCUUACUAUAGACUCGAACCCAUGGUUAAAAUGCUCCUUGGUGAGCAUGCUAAAAUCAAUUGGAGGGACAACAAAUGGCACACACCACUAGCUUUUGCCAUUGAGUCAAGAUCCGAAGCCGUGGUGCGGCUGCUUUUGGAGGCGAGGGCUCAAGUGAACGUGAAAGACCACAUCGGCGAAACACCGCUAUCGCUUGCCGCUCAGUAUGGGUCCGAAACCAUUGUGCGGCUGCUUUUGGAAGCGAAGGCAAAAGUGAAUGUAAAAGACCGCAGGGGCCGAACACCGCUAUGGUAUGCAGUUGCAUCUGGAUCCAAAGCCGUAGUACGGCUGCUUUUAGAAGCAAGGGCGAAAGUGAAUUUAGCAGAUUCCGGCCGAACACCACUAUCAUUGGUGUCUAAACAGGAACACAAGGAAAUUUCAGAGCUUCUGCUUGCUGCGAAGGAGGUUGAAGAUAGAAAAUCAAAGGUUCUAAGACUACGGUCCAUACUGCCAAUCUCGCUCCUGCCUUUGGUUCGUGCUAUGAACAGGAAGCUCGCGGAAAUCUAUGGCCUCAGCGACGAAGUCAGCAAAGCACUACGUUCCCAGGCACAGCAACAUGCCAACUUCACGCAGCUAUUUUGGACUGCCAGAGCCUUGGAGUGGGCAUAAACACAUACACGCGGCGACACCCCUUGUUCAAGUUUAUUACCGAAAAUUGCAACUGAUAAGAGAAAAUACGGGGAUAGGGCGUGGAGUGGUGAAUUUAAAGGUAGGUCUGAGGGCCGGAUCAUCAGAAAAUCCAGAUUUAAUAGUGGAAAUUGGUUCAAAUAUUUAAGGAGGAAAACCGGGGUUAUUAUAACUGUGUAGUUAUUUUUAGGUGGCGGUCAUGGGCGAUGGCUGUCAUAGGGUCUCGAACGUUACGUUGAGGAUGCGACGCGCAGUCCACUUGAGGACCCCAAGUCACCCCUAUCCUUGGGAACAGGCGAUCGUAACAACUUGGAAG